CACUAACCACAGCAUCUCUAUGCUGGCUGGCCGUGGUGGCACCCGCCCACCUUUCAGUUCACCUCAACCUCCACUGGCAACACCUGGUUUUUCCAGUUUGGAACUUGCUAAAGUUAUUAAAAGUGUCAACUAACCUGAAGUCUUAAUAGAAGCAGUUGAUGUGGGCGACCCCUACAGAAAACCUCAAGACUUUACUGAUGAGAACUCUGCAAAUUCUCUACCGUAAAGAGUUUUAACAACUAAGCUAAGACAUUAAAAAGGAAAAUACCAGAUGCCACCCUGCAGUUGAACUGACUACCACUUACUGGAUACAUUUAAAUCCUCCAAUCAACAGAGUAACCAGGUAACUUUAUAUCUAGAAAGGGAACGCGGCCAUGGACAACUUUACCUCUCCCCCGGGGAACGGCAGCCUGUGCACCAGGGACUACCACAUCACCCAGGUCCUCUUCCCGCUCCUCUACACUGUCCUGUUUUUCACUGGACUCAUCACAAAUAGCCUGGCAAUGAGGAUUUUCUUUCAAAUCCGCAGUAAAUCCAACUUUAUUAUUUUUCUUAAGAACACAGUCAUUUCUGAUCUUCUCAUGAUUCUGACUUUUCCAUUCAAAAUCCUCAGUGAUGCCAAACUGGGAACAGGACCACUGAGAGUGUUCGUGUGCCAAGUGACCUCUGUCAUAUUCUACUUCACAAUGUAUAUCAGUAUUUCAUUCCUAGGGCUGAUAACUAUCGAUCGCUACCAGAAGACCACCAGGCCAUUUAAAACAUCCAGCCCCAACAAUCUCCUGGGGGCCAAGAUUCUCUCUGUUGUCAUCUGGGCAUUCAUGUUCUUACUCUCUUUGCCUAACAUGAUCCUAACCAACAGGAGGCCGAGAGACAAGAAUGUGAAGAAAUGCUCUUUCCUCAAAUCAGAAUUUGGUUUGGUCUGGCAUGAAAUAGUCAAUUAUAUCUGUCAAGUCAUUUUCUGGAUUAAUUUUUUAAUUGUCAUUGUAUGUUAUACACUCAUUACAAAAGAACUAUACAGGUCAUAUGUAAGAACAAGGGGUACUGGCAAAGUUCACAAGAAAAAGGUGAACAUCAAGGUUUUCAUUAUCAUUGCUGUAUUUUUUAUUUGUUUUGUUCCCUUCCAUUUUGCCCGGAUUCCCUACACCCUGAGCCAGACCCGGGAUGUCUUUAACUGCUCUGCGGAGAAUACUCUGUUCUAUGUGAAGGAGAGCACGCUCUGGUUAACUUCCUUAAAUGCAUGCCUGGAUCCAUUCAUCUACUUUUUCCUUUGCAAGUCCUUCAAAAAUUCCUUGAUGAGUAUGCUGAAGUGCACCAAUUCUGCAACAUCUCCCCACGAAAACAGGGGGAAAGGUCAGGAUGGUAGGGACCCAAGCGAAGAGACUCCAAUAUAAACACAUUGAGGUAAGAUUUCAAUCUGUUAACCAGAUUGAAAUAUUAGUGUUUGGAACUCCUAAAAGAAAACACUAUGUAAAAAUAUUAAUACUAAGAAGCAGCUGAGUAACAAUGACGCUUGAAACAAUAGAAGACUACAAAAGUAAUUUUCAUUUACUUUUCCAGUAUUAAAAGCUAUCUUAAAAUGUAGAAAACUAAAUUAACAUAUAGCUGUGGAGCAAAACAAACUGUUAUCCAAUAACCAUGUGACAUGCAAAACCAUACAGAAUUCAA
This is a messenger RNA of Myotis lucifugus (little brown bat), 1665 nucleotides long. RefSeq names its product purinergic receptor P2Y12 (gene P2RY12). The record is from RefSeq and is a predicted model, not a curated record. Gene Ontology annotation, molecular function: G protein-coupled purinergic nucleotide receptor activity. Gene Ontology annotation, biological process: blood coagulation; G protein-coupled receptor signaling pathway. Lineage: Eukaryota; Metazoa; Chordata; Mammalia; Chiroptera; Vespertilionidae. The coding region runs from base 375 to 1391 and encodes 338 amino acids. Gene Ontology annotation, cellular component: membrane. The transcript has 3 exons.